Molecule: messenger RNA, 3024 nt
Organism: Nicotiana tabacum (common tobacco)
Lineage: Eukaryota; Viridiplantae; Streptophyta; Magnoliopsida; Solanales; Solanaceae
Product: receptor-like serine/threonine-protein kinase SD1-8
Biological process (GO): recognition of pollen; protein phosphorylation
Cellular component (GO): plasma membrane
Molecular function (GO): protein serine/threonine kinase activity; ATP binding
Source: RefSeq, a predicted model, not a curated record
UUUGCGGGUACAAAUGAGGGGAUGGGUACCUAAAUACCAUCUUUCCCUCUUCUUAUCAAACACGAACAACAAAAAUGUCUCAAAUGCCAAGAUUGCCGAACAUCUCCCACUUAUCCUAAUGUCCUCAAUUACCCACCAAAACAAAAGAAUAACCCAUCUUUUGAUUCAACAAUGAGAAACAUUAACACCAAAGAAUACUACUCCUACUACUUUCACCAAUUUUCGCUCUUCCUUUUGAUUUCUCAAUUUUUUGUUCCAAUUCUUGCCAUACCCACUGAUACAAUCACCCCAACACAGCCUUUAACCAAAGACCAAACCUUAGUAUCUUCCGGACAACUCUUUGAAUUAGGCUUUUUCAAUCCAGGCGGUGUCAAUUCAGACAAAUGGUAUGUCGGAAUUUGGUACAAAGAACCACAAGACAGGACUUUUGUCUGGGUUGCAAACAGAGACAACCCUCUCUCAAACUCACCUACCUCUGUCCUAAAACUCACCGAAAAUGGCACCCUUCUUCUCAUCGACGGUCAAACUAGGAACUCCGUCUGGUCUUCCGAUCAAACUCCGGCAAACAACGCAGUAGCUCAACUCCUAGACUCCGGGAACCUUGUCGUUCGACCAGAAAACGAUGAAACAGAACAGAAUUACACGUGGCAGAGCUUUGAUUAUCCAACGGACACUUUAUUACCUGGGAUGAAACUUGGGUGGGACUCAAAAAGUGGGUUAAACAGAAACAUAACAUCAUGGAAAACAGCAACUGAUCCAGCUCCUGGAGAUUUCACUUUCAAGAUCAACACAAAUGGAUUACCAGAAGUUUUCUUAACAAAUAAACAAGAAAUUGUCUACAGGAGUGGUGCUUGGAAUGGACUUAGAUUCAGUGGGGUACCGGAAAUGAAACCUACUGAGAUUAUUUCAUUCGAAUUUCAGUUCACAUCAGAUGAAAUAUAUUACAUGUUUGAGUUACAUAACAAGACAUUGUAUUCUAGGUUGGUGGUGAAUCAUAACGUGCUUGAAAGAUACAUGUGGAUUCCGACAAACAGUAUAUGGAAUAGAUUUUGGUAUGCUCCGAAAGAUCAAUGUGAUGGUUAUACAGAGUGUGGGAUGUCUGGAAUUUGCGAUACAAAUCUUUCGCCGGUUUGUAAAUGUAUGGUAGGAUUUAAGCCUAAGAAUCAAGUGGCAUGGGAUUUGAGAGAUGGGUCUGAUGGAUGUGUGAGAUUUCAUAAAUUGGAUUGUGAAACUGAUAGUUUUAAUAUAUUGAGGAACAUGAAAUUGCCGGAUACAACGAGCUCUUUUGUGGAUAAAAACAUGAAUUUGGAUGAAUGUGAAGCUAUGUGUCGGAAAAAUUGUUCUUGCACGGCGUAUACUAACUCAAAUAUUAGUGGAAGCGGGUCGGGUUGUGUGAUUUGGAGCACCGAACUUAUUGACAUGCGGCAGUAUGCGGCGGCGGAAGGUGGCCAAGUUCUCUACGUUAGGGUGGCUUCUUCUGACGCAGCUGAAAGUGGAGGUGUGGGAUCAAGCAAGACAAAGAGAGUUGUAAUAGCUGCUGGGAUUACAGUUGGUAUAGCUAUUGUGCUAUUCGGAGUAAUACUCUACUUCUUAUCAAAGAGAAGAAAAUAUCAAGGUUCAAUACGAACUAAGUCUGAAAACAAAGGCAUUAGUGAAAGAAGUCAAGAACUUCUAGUGAAUGCAGCUAUCAUUCCAAGUAAAAGAGAGUUUUCUGGCGAAACAGCAACGGAAGAGUUUGAAUUGCCAUUAUUUGAUUUCAGCACCCUAGCUAUGGCUACAGAAAAUUUCUCCCAUGCAACUAAGUUAGGCCAAGGUGGUUUUGGUUGUGUUUAUAAGGGAAUUCUGGUUGAAGGUCAAGAAAUAGCAGUUAAAAGGCUCUCAAAGAAUUCGGGCCAAGGAGUAGAGGAAUUUAAGAAUGAGCUAAGAUUGAUUGCUAGGCUACAGCACAGGAAUCUGGUCCGGCUUCUUGGCUGUUGUGUUGAUAUGGAAGAAAAGAUGCUGAUCUAUGAAUACCUGGAAAAUAAAAGUUUAGAUUCAAUUUUGUUCAAUAAACAGAAAUGCCUACUGCUGGACUGGCAAAUGCGGUUCAAUAUUAUUUGUGGGAUUGCUCGGGGGCUUCUAUACCUUCACCAAGAUUCAAGAUUUAGGAUUAUCCAUAGAGACCUUAAAGCAAGCAAUAUUCUCCUAGAUAAGGAUUUGACCCCCAAAAUAUCAGAUUUUGGCAUGGCAAGAAUUUUUGGCGGAGAUGAGACUGAAGGAAAUACAAAGAGAGUAGUUGGAACCUAUGGUUACAUGUCUCCAGAAUAUGCGAUGGAUGGCCUCUUCUCUGUUAAAUCUGAUGUUUUCAGCUUUGGGGUUUUGGUGCUAGAAAUAGUUACCGGGAAGAAGAAUAGAGGAUUCUAUUAUCAAAAUAACCAACUCAACCUUCUUGGACAUGCGUGGAAACUAUGGAAAGAAGGGAGAGGAUCAGAGCUACUGGAUCCAUCUGUUGGAGAAACGUUUUCUCCGUGUGAAGUAAUGAGAUGCAUACAAGUUGGACUGUUGUGUGUCCAGGAGCAAGCAGAAGAUAGACCAAAAAUGGCUACUGUGGUUUUGAUGUUAGGCAGCGAAAGCGCAUCACUUCCUCAGCCUAAAACCCCAGGAUUUUGCCUUGGCAGAAGACCGGUUGAUUCUGAUUCACAUUCAACUAAUUAUGAAGAAACUUGCACUGUCAAUCAAGUUACAGUUACCAUGAUAGAUGGCCGAUAGUUGAUGUUGUCUUCCUCAAAAGUGUAUAUUACUACAAGAGGUUCACAAUUUUCUCUUGUACACUUCCUCUCUUUUUUGUUUUUGGUUAAGUCUUGUGGAAGCUAAAGAGUAUUAGGUAUUCUUUCUCAUUACAUACAAUUGUGAUCUCAGAAAGCUAGCUGCGUUUUUCCAUCAUCUAUGUAAAAGUCUAAUCAUUCCUAUUCCAUAUCUCUGAAGUUCACUGUAAAUUACUGUGCCAUCAUUGAUGUGAUUCAGAGGGAAUAGUUUGUGUUUUCA